This is a messenger RNA of Thermochaetoides thermophila DSM 1495, 1524 nucleotides long. RefSeq lists its product as uncharacterized. Lineage: Eukaryota; Fungi; Ascomycota; Sordariomycetes; Sordariales; Chaetomiaceae. The record is from RefSeq and is a predicted model, not a curated record. Gene Ontology annotation, molecular function: metal ion binding. Bases 1 to 1524 code for a protein of 507 amino acids. The transcript has a single exon.
AUGCUGAGCGACCAGGAGAUCGCAAGAGCAGCUCUGGAGCUCGCAGAGUUUCGCCGGAACGAUGCACUCGCGAAGCUGUUGGACCAGUACGAGGUCCUCAUCCAGAGUUACAAGCGCCUGAAGAGUGACUAUGAAGAGGAGCGCGAGGCCCGAGAAAAGUACAAGCAGAUGGCCAAGGAUCAAGAGAGAAACCCCUUCGUACUAGUCCUCGUCGACGGCGAUGGCUACGUCUUUAACGAAAACCUAAUUGCAAAGAAGGCCGAGGGUGGCAAUAUCGCAGCUCAGAUGCUGAACGACGAGAUCAAAGCCAGUCUUAGGCGGAGGGGUCUCGAACAUUGCCAGAUUAUGAUCCGUGUUUAUGCCAACGUCAAGGGCCUGUCGCAUGCGCUGUGUAAGGCGGGCCUUGUCGGCGGAGAAAGCCGGUCGUUGGCUCCGUUCAUUGCAUCCUUCAAUCGGUCGUACGGUCUGACCGAGUUCGUUGAUGCCGGAGAGCUUAAGGAGAAUGCUGACUUUAAGCUGCGUGCCCUCCUGCGUCUAUAUGCUGACAAUACUCAAUGCAAGCACAUCUACUUUGCUGCUUGCCAUGAUGUCGGCUAUAUAUCUGAGCUUACGCCUUUCAUGGGCAACAGUUCCAAGUUCACGCUCAUCAAUACCCCCGGCAUCCGAUUCCAUGACGAGUUUACCAAGCUGGGCAUGGGUAUUGAGGAGUUUCGCAACGUGUUCACCCACAGGCCUCUUGAUGGGCUCCCAUACCGUCCUGCUACCAACGGUACCGGCAACCACAAAAUUCCGGCGGUACCGACGUCUCCUAUCAAGCCGUCGGCCACUCUUAGCACGCCGUCUACUAAGAGCUCAUCUAAAGAUGAGUCGAAGACAAUCUGCAUCUUCCAUACUAUUGGAAAGUGCCGUUAUGGCAAAUCCUGCAAGAAUCUGCAUCCGAUUGAGGCAUCAUCGGAUGUGAAGUCUGUCCCCUCCACGCCGACGUUUUCGACAACGAGCAGCAGCAAGAUUGCACCAACUACAGACGAGUUCCCCGGCCCGUUUGCUAACCUCGUCGCCGAUUUGCCGCGCAAGAGCGAUAUCCCUCCGGGUUUUGUUGCCGUAAAUGCCAACAACUACCGGCUCGAUCCCAUCCUACCCCGCAUCACGCCCGAACAACAGAGCAGGCUGAAGGCGCGUAUCGAUAAGCGUCGCGUGUGCAACAACUAUCAACUUUCCGGACGCUGUGACAAUGGUGAUAGAUGCGAGUACGACCAUACUCCGCUGGAGGAAGAUCUUAAGCCAGCGCUGGAGUGUCUCGCUCGCUCGCAGCCUUGUUCUCGGCGUGGCGCCUGCCGGAUUGAUGGUUGCCCUCAUGGCCAUAUUUGCCAGAUACUUGACUGCAAGUUCCGUGGGGGCAAGACAUACUGUCGCCUUGGCCACCUUGCGCAUGGGGAGAAGCUUGUGUUUGACAGGCUGGUCCCUGCCAUCGGUAGGAAGGGGACUGGGAGCGUUAUGAGCGGGAGCAGCGCUUCCAGUGGGUAA